Molecule: messenger RNA, 1908 nt
Organism: Kogia breviceps (pygmy sperm whale)
Lineage: Eukaryota; Metazoa; Chordata; Mammalia; Artiodactyla; Physeteridae
Gene: FOXD2
Product: forkhead box D2
Biological process (GO): regulation of transcription by RNA polymerase II; anatomical structure morphogenesis; cell differentiation
Molecular function (GO): DNA-binding transcription factor activity, RNA polymerase II-specific; RNA polymerase II cis-regulatory region sequence-specific DNA binding
Source: RefSeq, a predicted model, not a curated record
AUGACCCUGGGCAGCUGCUGCUGCGAGAUCAUGUCCUCCGAGAGCUCCCCGGCCGCGCUGUCCGAGGCCGACGCAGAUAUAGACGUGGUGGGCGGCGGCAGCGGUGGGGGGGAGCCCCCUGCCCGUUCCGGACCCCGCGCCCCCCGGGACCUACUCCCCCACGGCCCCGAGCCUCCCCCAGAGGAAGCCGAGGGGGACGCCGCUGAGGACGAGGAGGAGUCCGGCGGCUGCUCGGACGGCGAGCCCCGCGCUCUAGCGCCCCGAGGGGCGGCGGCCGCAGCGGGAAGCCCAGGGCCAGGCACGGCGGCCGCCCGGGGCGCGGCGGGGCCCGGGCCCGGACCGCCGUCGGGGGGCGCGGCGACUCGGAGCCCGCUGGUGAAGCCGCCCUACUCGUACAUCGCGCUCAUCACCAUGGCCAUCCUGCAGAGCCCCAAGAAGCGUCUGACGCUGAGCGAGAUCUGCGAGUUCAUCAGCGGCCGCUUCCCCUACUACCGGGAGAAAUUCCCCGCCUGGCAGAACAGCAUCCGCCACAACCUAUCGCUCAACGACUGCUUCGUCAAGAUUCCCCGCGAGCCUGGCAACCCAGGCAAGGGCAACUACUGGACGCUCGACCCAGAGUCGGCCGACAUGUUCGACAACGGCAGCUUCCUGCGGCGCCGCAAGCGCUUUAAGCGGCAGCCGCUACCGCCGCCGCAUCCACACACGCACCCUCACCCUGAGCUGCUGUUGCGCGGAGGGGCUGCGGCGGCGGGGGACGCCGGCGCCUUCCUGCCGGGCUUCGCGGCUUACGGCGCCUACGGCUAUGGCUACGGGCUAGCGCUCCCGGCCUAUGGCGCACCCCCGCCGGGCCCGGCUCCGCACCCGCAUCCACACCCGCACGCCUUCGCUUUCGCCGCCGCCGCUGCACCUUGCCAGCUGUCGGUACCCCCAGGCCGUGCCGCGGCGCCUCCACCCGGACCUCCGACGGCUUCGGUGUUCGCGGGCGCAGCCUCGGCUCCGGCCCCUGCGCCUGCGCCGGGCACAGGAUCGGGCCCGGGCCCCUCAGGCCUGCCAGCCUUCUUAGGCGCGGAGCUCGGCUGCGCCAAAGCCUUCUACCCCGCGUCCCUGAGCCCUCCCGCAGCAGGCACCGCGCUCCUGCGCCAGGGCCUCAAGACGGACGCGGGCGGCGGGGGCACCGGGGCCGGGCAGAGGCCUUCCUUUUCUAUAGACCACAUCAUGGGCCACGGUGGCGGCGGCGGCGGGGCACUACCCCCGGGCGGGGGCGAGGGCUCCCCAGGAUCGCCGUUCUCGGCGGCGGCGGGUCCUGGGGGUCAGGCCCAGGUCUUGGCCAUGCUGACUACCCCGGCCUUAGCUCCAGUGGCCGGCCACAUCCGCCUCUCGCACCACGGGGACACGCUCCUGUCCUCAGGGCCCCCGUUUGCCGGCAAAGUAGCAGGCCUCAGUGGCUGCCACUUCUGACCGUGUCGGGAUCUGGGCCACUUAAGCCCGCACUCCUCAGUCUCUCCCGGGAGCUCCUGCGGUCGCAGCGGAACUCAGGGAGUCUAUUUAUGAAGAGUCUCCAGACCUUGGGCCGGCGCGCGUGACUUAGCACUUCAGGCUCCACGCUCAGAAUCUCUCCGAUAGUUGGGACGAAGCGGGCUCCGUCGCUCAGGGAGAGGCCCGGGUCUAUGCGACGAGGUCGCUAGCCAUGAUCCCAUUCCAGUUUGAGCAGUAAAAGAGGGAGGGGGAAGUCUUCGCUUUUCCCCAGUCUCUGCGCCUCUCGGCAGCCCCGGAAGAAUGUUUUCCCGGAGAGGUGCCCUCCCAGGCCGGCAGAUCCCGCCAGAAACACCAACUUCGCAGAGAGGUCUCCCUUUCUGCCUCUCCCACACUCCUUCCCCAACUUUGAGGCCCUGAUUGUCCAAUAUUAUA